CUGACGGCCUCGGUCACUACCCGUCCUGCCUGCAUACCAUCACCACCUGCCUGGAAGGGCCCACUGCCAGCAGCCGUUCUGAACGGGCCUAUCACCAACGGCCUCCAGAACGCCCCCUCCGCUUCUGCAGAGCUGCCGGCACUCGAGCAGCUAGUUCCCACGUUCCCUACGGCCAUGGAGGACUCCACUGAGACGCUCACGGACGAAGCAGAGGUCCCACCAACGCUGCCCCCUAGAAUCAGAGAAAGUCUAGGCCAGCCCAAAGCCACAGAAUGGGCCUUACCCGAGACCCAGCGAGAGGAGAGAGAGGGGAAGAGGACCGAGAGUAUGAGUGGUAGAAACUUAGUGCCUCUGAGAGAGUAUGUGGUAGCAGUACCAACAUCAGAAGAAGCAGCAUCCUCCGCCUCCACAGUGCCCCCUGUUGACAACAGCCAGGCUGUGGCAUUGCGACGCCCGGUCUCCCAGAACCAACUGCGUGUCAGUGAGGAGCUGUCUCUGCUGGGCUCUCACUGGGACAGUGUCCAGGGCAUGGUCCAGUCUGCCUGCAGCACUGCUGCCAGCCACUCUGGCCUCUCAGCCAACCUCUCGUCAGGCUUCUGUCGUGCCCUCCAGCCCACGGCCUACCAGAGCCGACGCCUGGCUGGCAAGCUACUGCGCACCCAGGGCAUGGCCGUGCCUAACGGGGGUUGGCAGUACGGCCGAAGGGAGAGGGAGGAGAGGGUUCGCUCCUCGGCUCCAGCCCCAGUCAGCUCCAGCCCUGUCAAGUCAGGGUCCAGCUGGCUCUCUGCAGUCAGAAGCAGCUCGGGCUACGCUGCCAUCAUGGGCCCAACCACCACCAGCUCACCCCCAACCUUUUCAACCUGCCAACUCCUCCCAGCCUCCCCUUGCUCCUCAGCCUCCCCCCAGCCCCACCCGGCCUACCUGGAUGAUGAUGGUCUGCCGGUGCCUGUGGACGCCGUGCAGCAGCGCCUCAGGCAGAUGGAGGCGGGGUAUAAACAGGAAGUGGAGGUGCUGAGAAGCCAGGUGCGCCAGCUGCAGAUGAGGCUGGAGAGGAAACAGUACAGCACACCGCCCUCCGAGCCUGACGUCGACUACGAGGACGACAUUACUUGUCUGCGUGAGUCAGACGACAGUGAUGAGGAGGACAGUCUGUCAGACCACAGCGAGGACCGUUUCUCAGAGGGCAGCUGGGACAGAGUGGAGCAGAAGGACACAGAGGUCAGCGUUCCUCAUAGUCUACUGCAGGUCACGAGGUGGGUGCCUGAUCACAUGGCCUCUCAUUGUUUCAACUGUGACUGUGAAUUCUGGAUGGCCAAGAGACGUCAUCACUGCAGGAACUGUGGCAAUGUGUUCUGUAAAGACUGCUGCCAUCUGAAGCUGCCCAUCCCAGACCAGCAGCUGUAUGACCCUGUGUUGGUGUGUAACGUCUGCUGUGACCUGCUGCUGGAGGCUAGGAACAGAGAGAUCCGCAGCCAGCAGCUCAAGAAGCCCAUCGCCACAGCCUCCAGCUGAGAGACCAGAGAGAGAGAGAGAGCCCUUUACUGAAUGGCUCAGUCUGGCCUGGCUCGGCUCAGUUCAGUUAGGACCUGGAUCAGCACCAUCUUGGGUCAGCUUUGGACAGAUAUGAGCCAAGUGCCCCAUUCCCACUACCCUAACAUGGUCUGGUCUUGGCUGUGGGGGGGGGGGGGGGGUGAGAAGGACUUGUUGCUCUGUGGGAGGGAGGCAAAGCUUGAGAAUGGAGAGAGGCCAUUGACUGCUGGGGAUGAGAGACACUGACUGGAGUAGAAGAGGGGAUGGUUGAAUGAAAUGUAGGAGGAAGAGGAGCAGAUGUUCUCCCACUGAGUUUAACCCCUUUUGGUCAAACACAUAUAACUUGGAAGGAAGGCUUCAGUGCCCUGCCCUGUCCUCACCUGCCCUGUCCUGCCCUGUCCUCACCUGCCCUGCCCUGCCCUACCCUGUCCUGCCCUGCCCUGCCCUGCCCUGCCCUGCCCU
Oncorhynchus kisutch (coho salmon) is the source of this 1992-nucleotide messenger RNA. RefSeq names its product myotubularin-related protein 4. Bases 175 to 1512 code for a protein of 445 amino acids. Gene Ontology annotation, molecular function: metal ion binding. The record is from RefSeq and is a predicted model, not a curated record. The transcript has 4 exons. NCBI's taxonomy places the organism in Eukaryota, Metazoa, Chordata, Actinopteri, Salmoniformes, Salmonidae.